Messenger RNA from Cuscuta epithymum, 1067 nucleotides. The record is from the annotation of a GenBank genome assembly. Lineage: Eukaryota; Viridiplantae; Streptophyta; Magnoliopsida; Solanales; Convolvulaceae.
UUCGAGUACCCCAAUUACCCUCUCCGCCUUCUUGGUCAGUUCCAUCGCAUUCUGCCAUAAGGCUACCACUUUGGAUUCCACAGCCCUAAUUUGUGAACAAUUCCAAAUCACAAACCUUGAAAGCCAUUUUUCUUCGGAAUUAAUAUUGAAGAUAAGAAAGAAAAAAUGGGGAAAAAUCAAGCUUACAAAGCCAUGCAAAGAGCGCGGGUUGGCUCUAGCUCGGGCGGACCUGAAGAGGUCGAAGAUGGCAUGGUGGAUGGUUCAUUUCAUACACCAGAGUGGCAUGCUGCUCGUCUAGCAAGUCUCAAAACUUCUCACACCGUUACCUGGGAAGAAUUCAAAAGGAAGCAAAAGGAAGAAGAAAUCAAGAAGGGAGAGAUAGAAGCUGAUAAAGACAAGAUGAUGAAGGAAUACAGGGCUCAAUUGGAUGCUGAGAGGGCCAUGAAGCUUGCUAAAGGAAGCAACCACUCAAAGAGCAAACAUAGUCACAAGAAAGAAAAGAAGGAUAAAGGCUCAAAGAAACACCGGAGCAAUAAGAGAAAGAGAUCAUCAGAGCACAGAUCUUCAAGUUCUUCAUCAGAAUCAUCAGGUUCAAGCAGCGAUGAAGAAGAAGAAAGAGAAUCAAGAAGAAGCAAAUCAAAGUCGAAGCGAAAGAAGAAAGAUAAGAAACAUCGGUCAAGAUCAAGACAUGGAGGCAGUGAAGAGGCAGAAGGGCCGCUGCCACUGUCUAAAUUCUUCGGAAGUAUCAAAAGCUGAUGAUACUUUCCCAUGGAAGAUGGAACUCAUCUUUAGCUUCUUCUGCAAAACUAUUUGAUCUAAUCACAUGUCUGGGCUUUAGAUUGAUCUUCUGUACACUUAUAAUAUGUUGUGUUUACCAUUUCUACCCCAUGUGUUUUUAAAAUUCUCAAACUUUUACAGGAGCAGGCACAUAGGACAUUCAUUAUCUCUUUCUGCAAUGUAAACAUUGUGUAGUAAAUGUUGUUCCAUAUUUUCCUGGAUCUUAAAACUUUUCCAUGAUAUAAACAAUCUUAGAAUCUGAUACAAUUCAGGCAGUCUAAAGAUGAAUG